Messenger RNA from Cutaneotrichosporon cavernicola, 5259 nucleotides. RefSeq lists its product as uncharacterized. The record is from RefSeq and is a predicted model, not a curated record. Lineage: Eukaryota; Fungi; Basidiomycota; Tremellomycetes; Trichosporonales; Trichosporonaceae. Gene Ontology annotation, biological process: DNA integration. The coding region runs from base 1 to 5259 and encodes 1752 amino acids. Gene Ontology annotation, molecular function: nucleic acid binding. The transcript has a single exon.
AUGUCGGAACGCGACAUGACCCCAGGCGACUCCGCCCGUCAGCGUCUCGUCGAUCCCGACCCGCAUACUCCCGCCGACGAGAACGUCCUUGUUCCUCGCUCGGAGCUUGACGACCUGAGGGCGCAGAUCGCCGAGCUGAAGUCGCGCCGCGGUUCGAGAAACGGUUCCCGCCACCCUUCCUCGCGCCACGACUCCCGUCCACCUUCCUCUAGUCACGUUUCCCGUCCGCGUAGACCCGAUAUGGACGCCUGGCGACGUGAAGACGAGGAGCGCGCCCGCCGCCACCGUGAGGAGAACGAGCGCGUCGCCGAGAGCUGCCGCCAGUACGGCCGCACGGCCUCCCCUCGUCACCCUUCCCCCCGCCAGGCCCCGUACCUCACGCCCCCUCUGACGCCGCCAACUGACGAUCCCUACAAACCCCGUCACCGCUUCACGCUGAAGCCCGGCGACUUCCCGAAGUUCAGCGCCACUACCGACACGAACAUCGACGACUGGAUUACGACGGUCUCGAUGAUCCUCGACCAGACGGGCGUUGCCGACUUCGAAAUUACGAGCCGUCUUCCCCUCGUCCUCACGGGCGCGGCGUCGAAGUGGUUCAUCGGUCUGUCGCCAGAGGAACGCCGUAACCUCCGCACCUGGUCACAGUGGUGUGACCGUCUUCGUACCGCCUUCCGCCCCGCCGAUUACGACCUUGUCCUCCGUGAUCGCGCUCGUAACCGCGUGCUCCUGCCAUCGGAGAACGUCUCGGAUUACUUUUACGACAAAGUCCGUCUGCUACGCACGGCGUACCCGACCAACUCGGACCGCGAGCACGUCUAUGACGUCCUUCUCGGUCUUCCUCAGCGCUUCCGCGCCCUUUGCCACAUUGACACGGACGUGCCCAUCGACCAGCUCCACCGUAACCUUGUCGAGUACGCCGUUCUACUUCCCCGUGGGUACACUAACGGCGUCGCGCCGCCUGUCGCUGCUCACGCACGCACGUCGCAUCACGUCGGCACAACCGUCGCCGCGACGAAACCUGCGCCCGCCUCCGGCGGCACGCCGGCGCUAUCUGCGCCCCCUCCGGCACCACCGGGAGCUCCGAAGCCGCCCGCCGCCCGUGCACCUCAACGCCCUUGUCGUUACUGCGGCGGAUCUCACUGGGAUCGUGAAUGCCCGAACCCCAAGAAGGACGCCAACGUGAGCAGACCCGCCACUAACACGAACACGACGCCGCUCGGCCCUAGGCGCGAGGCCUUCUUCUCCGACGUCGCUACCGACGGCACCGUCGUCAUCACAACUGAGGCUAGCGUCAACGCCGCCACUCCAAACCAGCGGUACAAGUACACGCCCUGUUACACCGCCAUCUCCGUCAGUAACAAGCCCCACCGCGCCAUCAUCGAUCCAGGCUCGGGCAUUUCAAUGGUCGCGAAAGAGUACGUCACAUUCCACAUGCCGUCGACACCGCUGCAGCCGUGCUCGUCGUUCCCAGUUCGUGGCGUCGGCUCCUCGGCGACAGUGUUCGGAUUCGUCACCGUCCCUGUUACCUUCCCCGCCACCCCGCCAUUCACAGUUAACGUCGAUUUCUACGCCACGACCGACGCUCCCGCCGGCCUCCUUCUCGGUAACGAUUGUCUUGGGCGCCUCGGCGCCGUCGUCGAUCUAGGACGGAGCCAGCUCACCGUCCAUGGCAACGUCUUCCCCCUCUCGUAUCUGGCUCCUGCCGCCCGCGCGCCGUUCUCCGCCGAACACGCCCAGGCGAUUCGCACCCGUGAGUCGUUCAACGUCACGGUCGAGGAAGACGUCGUCAUCCGCCCCGGACACCGCGCCAGGGUCGCCAUGAAAACAAGUGAGCACGCUGAUUCACCGUUCCUCAUCACUCCCGUUCCCAUGCACGGCAAUGCCGGCCUUCCUUGCCAGACGCCGCAUGCCGUCGCCGAUUCCUCCUCGUUCACCGGCGAGCUCGUCAACCUUCACCACCAGCCCGUGCAUAUCCGCCCUGGUGACGCCGUCGGUACCGCCUCCCUCAUUCACACGCCGACCUCGACGUGCGUCGUGGAGACGUCUUCCCCCUCCGACCCGGAUCAGAUCGACGUCAACCCAGAUCUUACCGCCGAACAGCGUCACGCCGUCGACGACAUGCUUCGCCACCGAAUGCACGCGUUUUCCAGCAAUAACUCCGUCGGCCGCACCAACGUCGUCGAGUUCAACGUGGAUACCGGUGAGCACCUCCCGAUCAGCCAACCUCCCUAUCACGCGUCUCCGCGUCAGCGCGUCGCGAUCGACGCCGCUAUUGACGGCCUCCUCGCCGCCGGCCACGCCUCUCCCUCCCAUUCGCCGUGGGCCUCGCCUGUUCUCGUCGUCCAACAGCACGACAAGAAGCGCAUGUGCGUGGACUACCGCCGGCUCAACAAGGUCACGAAGAGCGACCAGUAUCCCCUCCCCCGUAUCGACGACAUUCUUUCUCAGUUCCAGGGCAAGAUGUGGUUUUCAACGCUCGACGCCAACCGCGGGUACCACCAAGUGCCCGUCGCCGACGCCGACAAGAAGAAACUCGCCUUUCGCACCCACCGCGGCCUUUUUGAGCCCACCGUCAUGCCGUUCGGCGCCAAGGGGGUGCCCGCCACCUUCCAACGGAUGAUGGACGUUAUCCUCGCCGCCGGCAAGUGGCAGUGGUGCCUCGCCUACCUUGAUGACGUUAUCAUCUAUUCCAAGACGUUCGAGCAGCACGUCGACAACGUCGCCUGGACACUCGACGCCAUCGCCGCCGCCGGUCUUACUCUUGGUGCCGGUAAGUCGCAUCUUUUCUACCAGUCGCUCGAUUGCCUAGGUCACACCGUCUCCGCACUUGGUAUCGGCAUCAUCGGCCGCAACGUCGACGCCAUCCUCAAACAGGAGCCGCCCAAGACGCUCGCGGCACUCGAAUGCUUCAGCGGUCUCGCGGGCCAUUACCGUCGUUUCAUUGAAAAGUUUUCCCUCGUCGCACGCCCCAUCCACGACAAAAUCAACACGUCGCGGAAGACGAAGGCGUAUGACCUCGACGACGCCACUCUCACGGCCUUUCACGUCAUCAAAAACCUCGUCGCCGAACGUCCCCUCCUUGCCCACCCCGACUAUUCCCUUGGUUUCCGCGUCGAGUCCGACGCCUGCCGCGACGGCUUUGGCGCCAUCCUCUCACAGAAGGGCGCCGAUGGCAUCGUACGUCCAAUCGUGUUUCUAUCCCGCGUCACCACCGCGCCGGAGAAAAACUAUUCGGCGACGGAACUCGAAUGCACGGCACUCACGUGGGCCCUUCGCCGCUUCCACCCGUACAUUGACGGCGCCGAACUUGAGGCGAUCACGGAUCACGCCGCGCUUCAGUGGUUGCUGGAUUAUACCGGUCCUAACCAACGUCUGGUACGUCAAUCUCUCGCGCUACAGCCCUACCGCGACAAGCUCACGAUCCGCCACCGCCCCGGCAAGAAUCACGCGCACGUCGACCAGCUGUCGCGCGCCCCGCUUCCCAUUACGACGUCUGACUUCGCCGUCGCUAUGGCUGACGAGCCCGUCACGUCCUCCCCCGCCGACUCUGCCGCCGCCUUCCUCGCGUGGGCCGCGCCUGACGACCCUUCUCUCAUCAAGGCGGUGAAGGAAGCGACGCCACAAGACGCCAAACUCGCGAAAAUCAUCGCCGAGUGCAUCGCGCACGCCGCCAACAACGUCGCGACGGAACCCGCCGCCGUUCCCGACGCCACCACUCCCGUCGCGACGGAACCCGCCGCCGUUCCCGCCGCCACCACCCCCCUUCCUCAUCCACGUCUCCCCUUCACGACACAGGACGGUCUCGCAUUCGUCCAUCGUCCCUCCCUCGGUGCAUACGCCCUAUGCAUUCCGACGGCAUGCGACGAGAUCCGCGACAAGAUUUUAUUUGACUACCAUGACACUCCCGUCUCGGGCCACCGCAGCGCCGACAAAACGUUCCUCGCGAUCGCGCCGUACUACCACUGGCCGGGCAUGAGGCGUUUCAUUACAAAGUACGUCCAGACGUGUGACGCUUGCCAGAAACAUAAGCCCGCCAUCGCUACCACGUCGCCAAUGCAGCCGCUGGCCAUUCCCACUACCCGUUGGCACACCGUUACCAUGGACUUCGCCGUCGACCUCCCGGUUUCCAACGCCUUCAACGCCAUCAUGGUCGUCGUUGACAAAUUCACGAAACGUUGUCACCUCAUCCCCACGCUUACCACGGCUACCGCGAAGGAUACGGCCUUCCUCUUCCUCGCCAACAUCGUCCGUCUGCACGGCAUCCCCGUUCGCAUUGUCUCGGACCGUGACCCGAAGUUCACGUCGGCCUUCUGGAAGGCAAUCCACGCCGCCCUUGGAACGAAGCUUCUGCUUUCGACGGCCUUUCAUCCACAGACCGAUGGGCAGAGCGAACGGCAGGUGCGCACGCUGAAGGAAGCCCUCCGCCACUUCGUCAACGCCCGGCAGAACAACUGGUUCUAUUUGCUGCUGCUUCUCGAGAUCGCGUUCAACAGCAGCGUACACUCCUCCAGCAACGUCACGCCGUUCGAGCUUGACCUCGGCUUCCACCCGCGCUUCCUCAACCACCCGGCCUCCGUCGCGCAUGACGACAAGGACGCCAGUGUGUUUAUUGACGCCCUCAACGCCGCCACCGUCGACGCCGUCGAGUCGCUGCAACACGCGCAGGCCCGUCAAGCCGGUCAAUACGACGCGCGCAACGUCAACCGCCGCCAAACCGAGUACAAGGUAGGCGACCAAGUUCUUCUCCGCUCCAGCCUCUUCAAGCCCGUCUUCUAUCAAAAGUCGAAGAGCAAGCAGCUCGCCCCCACGUGGUUCGGUCCGUUUACCGUCACCUCCGUCGACGGCCCUACCGUCAUCACAGUCGAUCUACCGCUGAACCUGAAUAUUCACAACCGCGUCAACACGAUGAACGCGCGCAAGUAUCUCGCCCGCGUCAAGGCCCACCCGUCGGCUGUGCGCGAGGUCGAGCAGAUUCUUGGGCACCGCACAAGCAUCCGCACGAACGCCUUCCCCGACGGCAAGCCGCAAUGGUUGGUCCGCUUCAAGAACGCCCCGACCGGCGCCGAACAGUGGCUCGACCACGCUGAGCUCGUCUACUACGGAGGCGACGCCAUCAUCAAUCCUUCUUCGGGCGAGGACGCCCUCAACCCGUCCGCGGGGGCACCUGCAGCCCUCGGCCCGCAGACUGCCCUGUCACGUGACAUCACCGAGUCACGUGAUGCCAUACAGUCCGCCACACUUCCGCGCACUGAUCUAUAG